Anneissia japonica is the source of this 441-nucleotide messenger RNA. RefSeq lists its product as uncharacterized. NCBI's taxonomy places the organism in Eukaryota, Metazoa, Echinodermata, Crinoidea, Comatulida, Comatulidae. The transcript is spliced from 2 exons. The record is from RefSeq and is a predicted model, not a curated record. The coding region runs from base 22 to 441 and encodes 139 amino acids.
UAAUGUUUUCAUUUAGUAGGUAUGCGUAUUUUACUGAUGAUCAUGUUUCAAAGAAAUACAAUUUCUUGUAAAGUGGUUAUCGUCUUUUUUAAUGUUCUUAUGUGCACAUGCUUUGCUGUGAUUGUAACUGUUGAUGACAUUGUAAGUGUAGCUGAAGGCAAUGAAACCAGAAUAAUGUGCAACAUGACGCGAAGUAGUUCAAGUAGUGUAGCUGUUCCUAUCGUAACCUGGUAUAAUGUCACCAAUGGAGUAACUGAUCAAAUAGCACAAUCUCAAGGUGGAGUUGGAUCUGUACGGUCUUCAUACAUCGACAGAUUCAGUGUUGAAGGAGACACAACACUAGUGAUUGCUAACACCAGUCGUAGCGACAGCGGCACGUAUCAAUGUAUUGUAAAUAUAUUUGAUGACCCCCUUCACCUGCAUCUGAUGACGCCAUACUGA